Sphaeroforma arctica JP610 is the source of this 2467-nucleotide messenger RNA. RefSeq lists its product as hypothetical. The transcript is spliced from 4 exons. The record is from RefSeq and is a predicted model, not a curated record. Lineage: Eukaryota; Ichthyosporea; Ichthyophonida. The coding region runs from base 72 to 2285 and encodes 737 amino acids.
UGCUCUUGCCUAUAUUUGGAUACGUAAUUUACCUUUACGAAAAUAGAAUACCGACCGUUGAAGACGUACAGAUGAAUUUGCAUACGAGGUUAGAACAAGAAUCAGGGUAUAACAGCAGUCAGUUAGUAUAUAGGUUUGGGGAAGGCUUGUCACAAGCAUUCGUAGAUAAGAUGUACGACAAAAAUAUGACUGAGGCGGAUGUUUACAACAGGACUGCUCAUGCGUUGGGCGCUCUGUCUUCGGAGUUACCAGUCGACACGGCGGUGGACAGAUUAGGGCUGGCAGCCAUGGCGGUAAAGUUCGCAUCACAAGGGAAUGAAUCGGUCGCUCUGGACCGCAUGGCUAAUAUCGUCGUAGGGUUUGCUGAGACGUUGUACAAUGAUAGCAGCGCUCUUGUGACUUUGGUGGAGACCGAAAUGGCCAAACUCGCCAGUUUCGAGACUGACAGGGAUGAAGCCGCGGCGAUUUUACCCGCAGCAUUAGGAACGGCGUACUUCAACGCCAUAGGUAUGGAUGCCAUGGAUAUCGUAGUCCAGGUUUCUGGUGCGUUUAUAGAUGAGAGCAGAGCCAGAGCCCUCGACAAGAUCUUCUUGCUUUCCUGGACAUCAUUUGCUGCAGUGGAGAUUGUCGUAAUGAUUUUGGUGGCCAUGGUGUACUGGGUGCGCAAUUCUCCGGAAGUGCGCAGUCGGCACAAGAUCUUCACGUGGCACUUACUAUCCGGCGCUCUAAUUAUCCCGCUGGUAGGCAUCUUUUUCGUCGCCAUACCGUGCUUUCAGAUCUCGUACGAUCCGGGUCUCAACGGGCAGUUGCUGCUGACAGCUACCUCACUCAUGGCGUUCUUUGCCGUAAUGUUCCUGCUGGUUCCCAUGGUGAAUCGGCAACGGUUUAUGUAUCUGGUCUUUACUGUAAGACAGUUCAGAUAUCGGUCAUACUACUGGAUCAUGCUCCCCUGGCACUUGUUUCUCGUUGCCAUAAUUAUCGCAGGACAUCUCUGGUGCUACUGGGACGUUGAUAACUGUUCAGUCUACUACGAUUACGUGUUCAUCACUUUUAGCGUGUGGGCAAUCGUGCUUGAGUUUAUGUUCUAUACGGUCAUGCUCUACAGGAACGAGCAAACCGCUCUGAUUUUCGUGGACUGGUGGCAAGCAGCACGGCUAGUGUCGCUGUGGGGAAUCACGUACAUCUUGGGAUACGGUUACACGGGUUGGCGAAACUCAAAGAUGCUGAGCGCUUUCUGGAUCUCAUGGCAGCUUGUUAUCCUCUCACUGGGCGGAGUAUUGGAUUAUUUCUUACUGCUGACCCUCAAGGCCAUUGCACGCGACUAUGACUACAAGUUCCUGGACACGCUGAAUCUGGCGGGUAACGCCAAUCAAGUCAUCAACAUGGAGAACGUUUCGUUCGUUAUCAGUGAUUAUGAAACAAGACAACUGCUCAUCAAAUUCGCAGAGAAGGAACACUGUGCCGAGAUGCCCCAGUUUCUGUGCGAUAUACGGGUUCUGUUGAAGAGAUUGGACGAGAAAAGAACAGGUACAGAAGCCGAUCAUCGCGAUCGCGAUGUAGAUUUUGAAGUGCGGAGUUUGAUUCAGAAGUAUAUCUUUCCGCGCUUGCUCAACGUCCCAGGAUACGUUCAGAUCAAGCUGGAGAGCCAGCUGGCUGAGCUGUACGGCAUAACUUUCAAGAAAGCCAGUCCGAGUACCGAUACACUCGACUUCAGCGCACCUGCCGAAGUCCCAAUUGGGCCCCAACCAAUCGAGUUCCCGGAUGAUAUGUCGCACAAGAACACUGAUUGGAAUGAGGUGCUGGAAUGGUUCGAGCCGACGGCUGAGCAUGUACGGUCACUGGUGCGGAUGAACCUCAUCCCACGCUUCAGAAUCAGUCCAGAGGUGAUCCAGCUGUUAGAAAACAGACAGGUGCGUGUGGAAGCCAUGGAGAAGGGCGGUAUGAUCUCUAAGGGCGAUACAAGUGAAGGCGUAUUCACCAGAGGGACCAGAACGGGCAGGAUGACUAGCGAUGCUUCGGUGCGAGUUACCUCUGGAGCGUUCGGUGCUAGAUUAGAUGUAAACGGAAAGGGCAAGCUGAAUUCAGAGGUGCUGAUGGAAGGCGAAGAGUCGGUGAUUAUGACCGGGGGUAAUAGAACUGAGGAGCCAACUGUGGACAGAGUAGAGUCGAACAUGGAGUCGGAUGUAGAUGAUGUAGUGGUGGUGAUGUUGGAUGGGGAGGAGGAUAGUAGUGAGAUGGAGUCGGAUAGUCUGGGAUUUCAAGUGGAUUUCCAAAGAUGUGAGUAAGCCUAUCUACAAGAAUAGUAACUGUGAUGUCUACUUUUGUUGGUCACUUUUAAAGGCCUAUAAUGACAUCAACGAAACGAAUGUAAAGAAUGAGUGCAUUUUAUGUAUAAUCUGCCAGUAUACCGAUGCUCGGAAAAAUAAUUCGAUAGAAAUCAAAUCCUUGAAUAAAAUAUUACAAAUCA